Ylistrum balloti is the source of this 446-nucleotide messenger RNA. RefSeq names its product fatty acid-binding protein, brain-like. The transcript is spliced from 4 exons. The record is from RefSeq and is a predicted model, not a curated record. Gene Ontology annotation, molecular function: fatty acid binding. Gene Ontology annotation, cellular component: cytosol; nucleus. The coding region runs from base 1 to 426 and encodes 141 amino acids. Gene Ontology annotation, biological process: fatty acid transport. NCBI's taxonomy places the organism in Eukaryota, Metazoa, Mollusca, Bivalvia, Pectinida, Pectinidae.
AUGGCGGCGGUUUUAGGAUAUUGGAAACUGGACAAGAACGACGAUAAAUGGGACGAGUACAUGAAAACCGUCGGGGUCAAUUUCGUACUCCGUAAAGUAGGAAAUUCUAUCACGAGUUAUGAAGACAUUGUACAAAAUGGCGAAAACUGGGAGAUGCAUUUGUUGUCAACAUUUAAAAACCAUCAUCUGCAAUUUAAGAUUGGAGAGGAGUUUGACGAGGUCACUCCAGAUGGAAGAAAUUGUAAGUCAACAUUUGUAAUAGAAGGGGAGUCUCUUGUACAUUACCAGAAAGGAACAAAGGCUGGAGAUGUGAACUCUAAAAUCACAAGGACUAGAUUGGACGACGAUACAAUGACAAUAACAUUUGUUGCCGAAGGAAAAGAUAUAACGUCAGUGAGAAUAUACAAGAAACAUCCAAAAUCCUGAAGAGCAUACAUAUAGUAACA